Molecule: messenger RNA, 1575 nt
Organism: Coffea eugenioides
Lineage: Eukaryota; Viridiplantae; Streptophyta; Magnoliopsida; Gentianales; Rubiaceae
Product: la-related protein 6C
Exons: 10
Coding region: 1-1299 (432 amino acids)
Biological process (GO): RNA processing
Cellular component (GO): nucleus
Molecular function (GO): mRNA binding
Source: RefSeq, a predicted model, not a curated record
AUGGCAAAGGCACGUCCCGACGAGAAAUAUCAAUUACAAGGAUGUGUGACAAUUCAAGAUCAACACUAUAACAAGGACAUCAUUGCUUGCGGCGCUAGCGGCAUCAAUGCCUUCAAAUUCAAUGCAGAUGCACCUGCAUUUGUGCCCAGAGCGCCCGUGCCAGCUCCUCCUCCAGCAUCUGUGCCCGUUUCGGGCUAUUUCCUUCCCUGUUUCCCAAUUUUUGGUGGGACUAACGGGACUGAUUGGUUAUUUCUUGGUGACCAGGAUACCAUUUCCUUGGUUUCGAAAUCCAAUGCCACCUCGCCCACGCAGCAAUCUAAACAUGUUCUCACUGAGGAGCUUCAAAAGAAAAUUAUCAAGCAGAUGGAAUAUCAGUUCAGUGACAUGAGCUUAUUGGCAAAUGAUAACUUGGCCAAGCAGAUUUACAAGGACCGUGAAGGCUAUGUUCCAAUAGCUAAUGUUGCAUCGACCAAGAAAAUUAAGUCCUUUGUUGGUAGUAAUCAUCAAUUGCUGGCACAGGCUCUUUGGGCCUCUACAAAACUGGAUGUAAGUAAUGACGGUAAGAGGGUUAAACGUAAGGUGCCAUUCACCGACAAAGUGAAAGAGGAGCUGCAGCUGCGGACUAUUGUAGCUGAAAAUCUACCUGAUGAUCACUCCCACCAAAACAUUGAGAAAAUUUUUAAUGUGGCCGGAUGCGUGAAAACGAUUCGGAUAUGCCAUCCUCAGGACCCUAAUACUCGUUCGAAGGGAGAUUUUAUUAUCAGUACUAAGCUUCAUGCGUUAGUAGAGUUCGAGAAUAGUGAAUCAGCUGAGAGAGCGGUUGAAAAACUCAAUGACCAAAAGAAUUGGAGAAAAGGCCUACGCGUCAGGUGCUUGCUAAGACGAUCGCCAAAGUCCGUCCUGAAGAGCAAGAAGUCAGAGUUUGAUGGUCUUUUAGAUGAUGAUGAGACACCACCAGGAUCCAGCGUAGUAUCACCUGAACUGUCUCCUCGCCCAAUUAUCUCGGAUUCACCUCCAGAAAAUAACGGUUAUGAAAGUUCAGGCGCAUCAAAGACGAAAGCAUGGAACAAAGGGCGUGGCAAACCUCGACACCGUCUUACCAGUAGUCACAGUGGGCGCGGCUUGCUCUCCUUGUCACCACAGUCGAAUAACGGCAUCUUCAUCCUUGGAGAGGCACCAUUGACAAGGCAAAAUGCAAAGGGUCCUAAAAUGCCAGACGGAACCAGGGGUUUUACCAUGGGCAGGGGGAAGCCAAUCAGUGUCUCUGUUCCCAUCCAGACUUGUCAAGCUGUGGUGUAAUUGAUGCUUUUUCUACCCAAUUUUGCAGCAUUACCACUCUUAGCUAAGUGUACAAAAGUUUGGCAACUUUUUUUUUUUUUUUGGCUGGAGAGCUAAAGAAAAUGUAGUCAAUCAACAAUUGUACGAGGACUGUUCAGCCAUCUACCAAUAAGCACAGCUGCACGAAUACAUCAUGGCAUGCGAGAAUCAAGAUGAUUACCAAGCUGCACCAAAGCUUUAUUUAUCUCAGCUUUCCCUUGGUUUGGGAAAUAUGUGUCUUAAGAAAAUGAUAUUCCC